GCGCUGGGGGGUGCUUCCGCCUUCGCCAGCCCAGGCUGCAGCGCAACAUCCACAAUUCCCACCAGAUCUUUCCAUCCUUCCAGGGAUCGGGGAAGGGAAAUGGCUGCAGUGGAGCCCGUUGAGGGGCUGGUGACCUUUGAGGAGGUGGCUGUGUAUUUCACCAAGAAAGAGUGGGGUCUGCUGGACCCGGGUCAGAGAACCCUCUACAGAGACGUCAUGCUGGAGAACUAUGAGACUGUGAGCUCGCUGGUCCAUCUUCUUACCCUGACGGCCUGCAGAACGACAUCCACAUUUCACUCUGGAUGGGCCCAGCCUCCUAGGGGACAGGGAAGGAAAAUGGCUGCCGUGGAGCUGGCUCAGGUAGGGAUUAUCAGGGAGUUGCUGGUGGGUUCCCUCUGCACUGACGCGGCAGUAAACCCAUAG
Emys orbicularis (European pond turtle) is the source of this 423-nucleotide messenger RNA. Its product is annotated as zinc finger protein 320-like. NCBI's taxonomy places the organism in Eukaryota, Metazoa, Chordata, Testudines, Emydidae. The transcript has 4 exons. The coding region runs from base 100 to 423 and encodes 107 amino acids. Gene Ontology annotation, biological process: regulation of DNA-templated transcription. The record is from RefSeq and is a predicted model, not a curated record.